CGCGCGCGCGCGCCGAGCGGCGAUCGAAUGCGCGCGCGGGCGACGCGGACGCGCGCGUGGACGCCGCGCGCGCGACCGCGAGGCGAUCGACGCGGUCGACGCGCGCCGGGGCGCGGUCCGACGGUCGACGCGCCGAACGGGGUGCCUCUAACCGUCGCGACGUCGACGCGCGACGACGCGCGGCGCGACGACGACGCGGCGACGAGGGCGAGCGACGCGCCGAGCGACGCGGAGACGAUGUCUCGAAACGCGAGCGACGCGCACGCGCGGAUGGCGCGCGAGCGGGCGCGGAUUCGAGCGAAAUUGGAUAAGACGAAGGUGUCGCGGCUGUGGCGGGCGCCGACGGGGGAGACGCUGGAUCGCGUGACGGGGCUGGAGGUGACGGUGAGCGGUGAAGCGCUGCGGCGCGUGAUGCCAGGGAAUGGAUACGUCGAGAAUAGCACGCUCGCGGCGGAGCUGCGGGCGGCGGAGGCCAAGGCGGGGGCGCUGCGGGACGGGUUGCGACGCGCCGAGGCGGAUCUCGCCGAGCUGAGGCGGGCGAGCGCGAACGGAGCGACGACGUGGCCGUUGAGGCAGCCGGCGGUGCAAGCGAGCGAUCCAGACGAGGUUCGACGCGCGGGUGCGCGACGAGGGACGGCGGCGCUGCGGAAGUUGUCUCGCGCGCGGUCGUUGUCUAGUAAGAAGCGAGGAGGUUCGUCGACGGAGACGACGACGGAGACGACGACGGAGACGACGACGUCCACCUCGACCGCAUCGGUGCGCGAGGUGGUGAGCAAGUUCGUGCGCGAUACGCCGAUACCAGAGGGUAUGACCGCGGCGCCGAGUGAUAGCAAAUUGCCGAAACCCAUAUUCGUCGUGAGCGAUUCGACGGGCGCCACGGCGACGCAGGCGGUGCAAGCUGCGCUCGGCCAAUUUGAAAAGUGCAUGGAUAUUUCCUAUCCGACGAAUUUAGAAGUUUUCAGAUUCAUCAACGACAAUAAAGAGCUCGCGACCAUCGUCGCUCAGGCGAAAGAAGACGGGGCGAUGAUCGUGUACACGCUGGCGGAGGUUGAGAUGUCAGAAAGCAUGGCGCGGAUGGCCGCCGCGGCGGGCGUCGACGCCGUCAACGUCUGGGGCACACUUUUGCGUCAAAUGGAGGGGCAUUUGGAGAUGCCUUCGAUGAAUCUACCGAUGAUCAAGCGACCGAUUCGUUCGAGCGGAUCGACGAACUCGAUGUCGAGCGCGAGCGUGUCGGCGGCGUUGUUGUCGAGCGAUUACUACCGUAUGAUCGAAGCCGUGGAAUACACUCGACAGUGCGACGACGGCGCGUCGAGCGCGAAGUGGAAAGAGGCCGAUAUCCUCAUUCUAGGCAUCAGUCGCACCGGAAAAACUCCGCUGAGCAUCUUUCUCGGACAGCGCGGAUACAAAGUCGCGAAUUUACCCUUGGUCCCCGUCAACGGCGAAUUACGAAUCCCGUCCUACAUCGCCGACGUCGAUCCAAACCGCAUCUUCGGCCUCAAAAUCUCCCCCGACGUUCUCCACGCCAUCCGCGCGCACCGCCUCAGGACGAUGGGGGUCACCGAGGCCGAAUCCCAGGCCAGGAGCGACGCCACGGGCGUCUCCAAUCGCGCGGCGUCGCGCCGCUCCUCCUACUCGGACCUCUCCGUGGUUCGCCAAGAGCUCGACCUCGCCGAAGCCUUAUUCCGGCGAAACCCGACGUGGAAAGUCUUGGACGUCACGCACAAGGGAGUUGAAGAGACCGCGGCGCGCAUCAUGGCCGUGAUGACCGAGCGUUUCGGCCGCGCCCACGUUCUCUCGCGCUUCUCCGCGUGAGCGUCUCGAUCCUUCCCCGCGCCGUGCGCACACAGCCCGCACGCACGCACAUCGAACAAAUAAUCCUCACUGUAUGACCAAAUGUCCGAGUUUCUUUAUUUAUCCCGUCACGUCACCGUCAACGCGAC
This is a messenger RNA of Ostreococcus lucimarinus CCE9901, 1940 nucleotides long. RefSeq lists its product with no specific name. The coding region runs from base 271 to 1812 and encodes 513 amino acids. The transcript has a single exon. Gene Ontology annotation, molecular function: transferase activity, transferring phosphorus-containing groups; ATP binding. The record is from RefSeq and is a predicted model, not a curated record. NCBI's taxonomy places the organism in Eukaryota, Viridiplantae, Chlorophyta, Mamiellophyceae, Mamiellales, Bathycoccaceae.